This is a messenger RNA of Myxocyprinus asiaticus (Chinese sucker), 1386 nucleotides long. RefSeq names its product transmembrane ascorbate-dependent reductase CYB561-like. Gene Ontology annotation, molecular function: oxidoreductase activity. NCBI's taxonomy places the organism in Eukaryota, Metazoa, Chordata, Actinopteri, Cypriniformes, Catostomidae. The record is from RefSeq and is a predicted model, not a curated record. Gene Ontology annotation, cellular component: lysosomal membrane. The coding region runs from base 291 to 1052 and encodes 253 amino acids. The transcript is spliced from 6 exons.
AUAGAGAUGUACAGAAGCAAACAUUUGUAGUUAAAAAGUAUUGUAAGUAUAUAAGUAUUGUUUUGUUUCUCAAAAUAAUCAAUCGUUUGCGUUCAGAAGAACUUUAUUUGUCGACUGGAGUCGUGUGGAUUAUUUUGAUGCACCCUAAAUAUGCAUUUUGGACCGUCAAAAAAUGGAGGACAUUCACUGGCAUUGUUUAGAGGAGGAGGCCUGAAAUGAAAUCCUAAAAGUCUUAAAUUCUGUUUUGAUGAAGAAAGAAACUCAGAUACAUCUUGAAUGGCCUGAGGGUAAUGGAGAGGAUCCCGUUGAGUAUGGGCGGCUUGCGAACCCUGCCGUGGUAUGUGGCUGUUUCUCAAGUGGUGGGGGUGGCGUGCGUGGUGAUCACAGGUGUGUGGAUGGGACAUUACCGUGGAGGCUACGCCUGGGACGGCUCACUAAAUGAGUUUAACGUUCACCCACUCUGCAUGGUCCUCGGCCUGGUCUUCCUGUAUGGAGAUGCUGUGCUGGUUUAUCGCGUCUUUAGAAAUGAGAGUAAACGUUCUGUGAAAAUUCUCCAUGCUCUGCUACAUGUGAUGGCCCUCAUCAUCAGUGUUGUGGGUCUAGUGGCUGUAUUUGACUUCCAUGCGACUGCUAAGAUUCCCGACAUGUACUCUCUUCACAGCUGGUGUGGCAUGCUUACCUUUGUUCUGUUUUUCCUGCAGUGGUUGUUGGGACUGGGCUUUUUUGUGUUCCCCUGGGCAUCUGCUCAAAUAAGGAACUGGUAUCUACCACUCCACGUCUUUUUUGGCCUGUUGCUGCUGGUCAUGUCUGUGGGAACCUGUCUGCUGGGCAUUACAGAGAAACUGCUCUUCAGUAUCAUGCCGACCUACUCCAAGUUUGCCACAGAGGGGGUUCUGGCAAACAUCUUAGGUUUGCUGCUGGUGUGCUUUGGGGUUAUGGUGGGUUACGUGGUGACGAGAGAAGAUUUCAGGCGACCACCAAAUCCAGAAGAGGAGGUUCUGUCCGUGCACUUUAAGACCCUGUCAGAAGGAGAAAUUCCCAGCUCUCCUUAAAGUCUAAAUAUGCAUUCCAAAAACUGCCUUAAACUCUUUCAGGAGAAACUGUAAGAGAGUUUAAUGUUGGACGCCCCCUUGUGUCAUAUAAAAGUUAUGACAGGAUUUAGCCACAGCAUCGAAGUCUGUUAAAUUGCCAAUAUGUACUGUACAAAACCCUUGACUGUAGCUUACACAGUGUACUGUGUUUGAGUGUGUGUGUGUGUGUGUGUGUGUGUGUGUCUGUGUAUAUAUAUAUAUAUAUAUAUAUAUAUGCAGGUGCAUCUCAAAUUAGAAUGUCGUGGAAAAGUUCAUUUAUUUCAGUAAUUCAACUCAAAUUGUGAAACUCGUGUAU